Molecule: messenger RNA, 14074 nt
Organism: Drosophila pseudoobscura
Lineage: Eukaryota; Metazoa; Arthropoda; Insecta; Diptera; Drosophilidae
Gene: Cdep
Product: Chondrocyte-derived ezrin-like domain containing protein
Exons: 11
Coding region: 860-13834 (4324 amino acids)
Cellular component (GO): cytoskeleton
Molecular function (GO): guanyl-nucleotide exchange factor activity; cytoskeletal protein binding
Source: RefSeq, a predicted model, not a curated record
AUUUCAGUAUUUCAUUGCAAGGUGUGUGAUUACUCUUAAACGGUCACACUCCUCAGCUGGCUCAAAAGAAAAAUGGCGUUGUCGUGAGCGGGACGAGAAAUUUCUACACACGGGUCGCCGCAGCCAAUCCUCAGCAGAAAUGCAAUAAAAUUGCAUCUAUUAACGCGUUGCAAGCCUUCGAACAGUGGACAAAAUUAGCGUGCAAGUGGAAUACAGCGAUUGACAAAAGAAAAUAGAAAACGAUGGCCAGUCCGAGGAAGAACUGAGAUGAGGAAAUCCACGAGUGGCCCAAGCACAUGCUGAACGCCGUAAAGCCGAUUUCAAAACGAAACGAAUAUAUAUCUUUGGCUCUCUGCGCGAAUAAUGCCAGAGGGAAGUCAAGAGGCAUCGUCGGAACGCACCAGAACGUAUCCGAAUUCGAAUUCGAGUCCGAAUCCGCACCCGCAGACAUGGCAAAUGUGAAACACAUGUGAGAACGUGUGCUUGUGUGUGUGUGUGUGGUGUGUGGCGUUAUAGCUUCCAAUUUGUUCUGUUAUUGUUCUUUUCUGGAUACGAAAUGAAAUCGAAUUAAAGCACACAGACACAGAUAAAGAUACAGAUACAGAGGCAGAUAAAAAAAAAAAACAGAAGCGAAGAGACAGCUGAAAUUCAAUUAACGAAACGAAAUACAAACAAACGAAGAAACCCCCAGUAGCAUUCCAUGUUUAAAGCAUUUAAAAGAAACUCCUAAAGAAGACAAGAGACAACAGACAGAGCCAAAGAGGGCGGCAGACAGCAGACAGACCCUCGAUCUAUGCCACAGAUCGGAGUCAACCGAGUCUUAUUCCAGCCGUAAUCCCCCAAAAUUCUCGUCUACAAAAUGUCCCUCGCCGACAUGGGCACGGCCUCGCGAUCCACCGGAGGCGGUGGCGGUGGCAGCGGCGGCGGCGGCGGCGGUGGCCGUCACUAUGACCUGGCCUCUGGCGGUGGCCCGGCAGGAGGUCUGCCCGGCGGUCGGAUGACCCAUUCGCUGAGCACACCCUCCGGUGUGGACGGCACCCCCUCAACGCCCAGGCAUCGCGGCGGCAAGAAGCUCACCGUCCGCAUACAAAUGCUGGAUGAUUCGGUUACCAUGUUUCAAGUGCAGGCCAAAGCUUUGGGUCGUGUGCUCUUCGAGCAAGUUUGCCGUCAGUUAAACCUACUCGAGGCGGACUAUUUCGGAUUGGAGUACCAGGAAAUGUCCACACAUACCAAAUACUGGCUGGACCUGGAGAAGCCAAUGAAUCGCCAGGUGGGCCUCUCGCUCGUCGAUCCCGUGCUGCGCUUCUGCAUCAAGUUCUAUACGCCAGAUCCAGCGCAACUAGAAGAGGAGUAUACCAGGUAUCUGUUCUGCUUGCAAAUCAAACGGGAUUUGGCCACAGGAAGUCUACAGUGCAACGAUAAUACGGCCGCCCUGAUGGCCAGCUACAUUGUACAGGCCUCGUGCGGGGACUUUGUGCCCGAGGACUAUCCGGACCAUACGUAUCUAUCUUCGUACCGCUUUGUGCCCCAUCAGGAUGCCAGCGUGCAGCGGAAGAUAAUGGAGAACCACAAGAAGCAUGUCGGACAAUCCCCGGCGGAGGCAGAUCUUAAUCUCCUGGAGACCGCACGACGUUGUGAGCUUUAUGGCAUGAAAAUGCACCCGGGAAAGGAUGUGGAAGGCGUGCCACUCAAUCUUGCGGUUGCCCAUAUGGGCAUCACCGUCUUUCAGAACAUAACGCGCAUAAAUACCUUCUCGUGGGCCAAGAUACGAAAGAUAUCAUUCAAGCGCAAACGUUUUCUGGUGAAACUGCAUCCAGAGGGAUAUGGCUAUUACAAAGACACGGUGGAAUUCUUCUUCGAGGGUCGCAACGAGUGCAAAAACUUUUGGAAGAAAUGCGUCGAGAAUCAUGGAUUCUUUCGCUGUACCGCAGUACAAAAUACCCCCAGACGGAAGACACGUGUCCUCUCACGUGGCAGCUCUUUUCGCUAUAGUGGCAAGACGCAGAAACAGAUCAUCGAGUUUGUACGCGAGAAUUAUGUGAAGCGGCAGAACUUCCAAAGGUCUCAGUCAUUCCGGCAAGGGCCACUGAAUGCUAGUAGCCGAAGUCAAUCGCAUACGUAUGUGAAUUCCAGCAUUUCAGCCAAUCCCCUACUCCCAAUUGACACUGCGACAUGGGACUAUCGCAAUCAAUGCAGCGACUCGAUGACCCCUUCUCUGACGAAGAAGGCAGCGGAUACCUUGGAUCGCCGACGCGACAAUCCUAUCGACCACAUGCGUUCUCAAGUCACAGCAGCCCAGGUGGAGAUCUAUCAGACGAAGAACUAUGCAGCGGAAUCGCCAACCUCGCAGGAGGAAGCGGCGGCAUGCUCGGCGGCGGAUCGUCAACUCCACUCGGCAGUGGCUAUGGACCAAAUGAAUUCGAACCGCUCGCUUUCACCACAGGGUCCGCAAUCGUGGACUUCGCCCAGCCACAGCAGCAGCCACCAUCAGCCACAGCCACCGCCACGCAACGCUCCCGAUCAGGCUCGUGCGCAUCCAGGCGAUCACAAUUUAGGUCUGAGCCACUUGUCCCACUUGUACAGCAGCAGCACCCCUCGUCGAGUCUCAGUGGGAUCCCAGGCGUUUGUCCCUGCGUCGCCGCAGCUCAUCAGCAUCAGCACCCACAGCACCCACAAUGCCAAUCCCAGCAUCAGCAUCAACAACAACAACACUAUGCCACACAGCACAUUGGUGGGGGGUCAUUCGGUGGAUCUCAGCAGCUCCAUGGAAUUGGAGGAGGAGGAGGAGGAAUUCCUGGGUCCUGCGGACACGGAGGAGGAGGCGGAGGAGGAGCCUAUGGGGGAGGAGGAGGAAUUAGUCGAGGAGGAAGCGGAUUCGGACUUGACAGCAUCUACCAUCAAUCGGGAGACUAUAACGGGAGCAUCAGCGGCGGCAGCAUCGGCCUUGGCAUCGGGAACAUCGGCCUCGGCCUUGGCCUCGGCCAGUGCCCAUCGUCAGCCGCUUCGGUCACAGGAGUCCCAGUCGCAAACUGUCACCCCAGUCCAUUAUAGCAGUACCAAUUAUUCGAUGUCUAAGCAGUGCAUGUUGAACAACGCCAACGCCAAUGCCAACUCAACCGAAACGGAGACCGACAACAUCAUCUACACCGACAUCAACGACAUGGGCCACUACAAAUAUCCAGACUUUCACAGCACCCUGCCACAUGCACAGGAGCAUAAGAUCUCCAACAGCGAACACCUCAAUCUGAACGAGCGCAACGACAUCUACGCGACCGUCAAUCGCAAGGCCAAGUCUAAGACACGCGAGAAGCACUUUAGCGAUGAGUUCAUUGAUCAGUCCAUCAUCCAGUAUGCCAGGGCCAAGCAGAUGGGAGGCGGAGUCGGCCCACCACUGCUACAGCAGCCCAGCACUUCUGCCUACGCGGCGUCUGUACUCCAGGAGCGGAACUACAACGGUAUGAGCUACAAUCAGUACCACAACGAUCUCAAUCAUCCCUCGGAGUCGUCUUCCUCCUCAUACUUUGGCACUGGCUUCGGCACGAAGCGUUAUGCUGGCCAGAGCGAGAGGGUGAAGCUGGCGCAGUCGGAGAACUAUCUGACGCCCUCGAUGGACUCUCAGAGCUCGAGGCACACGCACUCGUUGCCCCGCAACUCGGAGCUCUCCGGGGUGGAUUCGGUGGACUCGUACGACAGUCACUACAUCACCCACCAUUCGGUCGGCAAUCUGCCGCCGCCGCGCCAGUCCUCCUCUUCGGAGAAGCUCGAGUAUCAGUUAUCCUCGGGCAAUCUCUAUUCGACGGCACAGUUUGUGAAGCCUGAGGAGGCGGCCGCCCACUACAUGGACGACGAGGAGGAGGAUGAGGAGGAUGCUGAUGUCGAUGGAGAGAAUAUCUACGAUCAGGUGGAACGCGAGUCCUGGCUGAAGAGCAGCUCGUGCAAGGAUCUGUUCGAGCGUUACAGCAGCACCUAUUACGACCGAGAACAUCCUAAGCCCAUGACGGUUCUUGACAAGGAGUUCCUCUCCUCAAACCGCAUCGAUUCGCCUGUCACGCGGUACGACGACUCGCGCCAUUCGCUGUACAUCACCAAGAACCAUUCGAUCGACGCCCACCAGGACUUCUCCCCGCUGCCGCAGAGCAAGGUCUACUCCUCGAGCUAUCCGGGCAGCACGUACAACGCCCAAGACAAGCGGCACCAUGGACAACACCUGGACUACUCGGGGUCUCAGGAUGAUAUCUCGCAGGACAGCUACGAGCUGCUGGAGAAGUACGACAUUGACUUUUUCAGCGGUCGCGGUCGCUCCGAGGACCACAUGCGCUCCUGUUCUCUGGACUCUGGCAACUAUAUCCCCAGCGACGAUGAGUCCGUAUCGGAGCAGCCCAAGUACCGAUCGGCUAUUGAUGUGAAGUCCAAGUCUGCGGCGGACAUAAUGAACGAGAUCUGGGACGCCGAAGAUCCGCGCUAUCUGCCGCGCGAGAAGCUGUCCGUGAAGUCGGACGGGAACUUCUACAAGAAGAUCCAGGAGGCUCUCACGCGCACCUCCAGCCAGGAGAGCCAGAGCGAGAUGUUCGAGACGAAGAUCUCGCGCAGCUCCGACUCCAGUAAGAAGUCGCGCGACAGCCUCUACCACACGGACAGCAAGAAGUCGCGUGAGACCACCAAGAGCAAGACCUCGGUAGCUUCCAGUCAGGACUCGAAGGAGUCGCUGGUCGGGGACUGCUUUGGGCGCAACUACGAGAUGCCCACGACCACCUGCAAGAAGGUCAAGCAGUUCAACAAAAAGGACCUCUACGACAAGUUCGCCCAGUCCUCACAGGACUCCAAGAGCGACUACUACGACGCCGUGGAGGGGGGCGGUGUCGUGGCAGAGGCCCCCGAGGGUCUCUACUCCCGCCCCAAGGUCAAGAGCCACGACUGCCUACUCUCGGACACCCACAGCUCGACGGCGAACAGCUCGUUCUACGACAGCCGGGACACUUACUCGACGUUCCCCAGCAAUAAGACACACAAGACCUCAAAGGUACACUCGAUUAGCCUCCAGAACGUGGAGAUCGAGCGGAAUGCCAAGUCCUUCGGCGCCAAAUCACCCGAAUCGGUGUCGACACCAGCUUCGGGCAUGCGUUGCAAGGAGAAGGACUUCCAGACGGGUGAAUCGCUUGAGCAGACAACCUUCCGCAAAAGCAACUCGCAGUCGUGCAAGAUCUCCGCCUUCCGACGGCGCUCCGACAGCGAAAACAUCUUCAGCUUUGACCAGGAUCGGAUCGAGUGCAUCCAAAAGUACACCAAGCAGUGGGAAGGCCAGCCAAAAGAUAAAGAGUCCAAACACAGUCCCGAAUAUCCGCUUACGCCCGAGCUGAUAUCGGAGUUUGAGAAGCAGCAGGCCCGCAUCAUGGCCCACCAGAAGAUCACGCGCAAGGAGGAGCUGAUGGCCAAGACGCACUUCGAGGAGUACAACCCCAUAAUGGUGCCUCUUAGCUACAGCCACGCCACCGUGGAGCGCACCAAGAGCGAUCCCAACUCGCUGGCCAAUCGUGCGCGCCUCGGCAGCAACUCCCGUCGCCAUGUCCUCAUGCACCAGAAGUCCAUCGAUCUCACCCCGGCGGACUCCAACUCUAGCGACGAGGAUUAUAUCUACAAGCAGAUACCGAGUGCCCCGCCGCUGUGCAAGGCGCAUGGAAACUUUGAGAUACCCAAAUGUUACGAUGGAGGCGGCACUCCCACCCAGCAGGAGCUGCCAAAGACAGGGUUCGAGCUGCCUAAGAGCUUCUUCCGCGACUACGAGCGUCGCUUCACCAAGGUCCUGAAGGAGGACAUACCCUAUGUCCUGCACAAGCGGCACAUCAUGAACGGCACUGCGCCUUCUCCCAGCGAGAAGAAGCACACGAAGCCCAAGUCGCCCAAGUCUCCAAAGUCCCCCAAAUCCCCCAAGUCUCCCAAGUCACCAAAGUCACCAAAGGCCAGUGCUCCAGUGCUGCCAGUAAUGGGAGGGGACUUCUUGCCUGACAUCCUGGACAGCCUCCUACCCGCAGAGACCAAAGAGUUCCUGUUCACGCAGAACAUUGAUCUGUCCAAGGUGGAUCCGAUCACCCUGGAGAUCGACAAGACCAUCCCGACCAUACAGCUGUCCUCGCCCAAGAGGGACAUCACCAAGCAGAUGGACGCCUCCACGCUGGAGAAACUCAACAAGAAGCUAAGCCAGAUCGAGAGUGACUCGGCCACCAGCUCGCGGACCGAGAGCAUGCAGCAGCAGCAGAAGCUUGAGCAGAAGCAGAUGGAGCUCAUCCAGAGCCUUCGCAAGGAGCUGCAAGCGAAUGCCCGCAAGGCCAACAAGCCGCGUGUCAUACCGAAAACUAAGUCGGGGGUCAAGUCGAAGAAGCAUGGCAAGACCCGCAUCACCUCUUUCUCGUCGGACGACGAGAGUCUUGAUUCUGAUGACGUCUUUGGCUCGGCUGAGGCCAUUCCCGACCGGCUGGAGUUCUCGCCCCCACAGUCGCGCAAAGAAAUCGAAUCGAUCCUGCGCAUCGAACAGAGUCGACUCAUCUCAGCCGCCUGGGGACGCGGCCAGACCAUGAGCUCCACCGAGAUCGAAGGCUCGCCCCCGCAAUGCCGUCGCCUGGCCGAUCUGGAGAGUCGCUAUCACACCCAGAAAUUGGAUCCACAGUAUGCCAAUGCCACGGAACUGAGGCGCAUUUCGGAACGCUCCAUUUCGAUACCCUCCUCUGAGGACGAACCACAUGUGCCGAUGCGCGGACGCAUGGACGAGUGCACCAAUGACUAUCAGCGAAACGAGAACAUUCCCUCGCCGAUACUGGAGCAUGCCGAGUUCUUCCGCAGCAACGACGACAUCUACGAGACGUGCCACGAGGAGAAGAUCACGGGCUCAGACAUUGACUACACGCUCAAGAAGCAGACGGCCAGCGGAUCGCAGGCGGCCAAGUCUAAGGUCAAGAUGAUGGAGGAGAUCAUCGACUCCUCGAUUGUGCUGCGGUCCAAGGGCCAUGCCCCGAUCCUGUUUGCCCACGCUCGACUCAAUCUGUCUGAGGGAUCAGUAUCGCUUCAGCGUCAGAAGGCCACGCAGGUGCAGUCGCCGACGGCAGACCGUCGCACUAAGAGCCUGGACACCCCAGUGAUCUCUCUGCAUCGUCUGCCGCCCAUGAAUGCAUUCUCUUCUAAGGAUGACACUGUGGGUUUCGAGGAGGAGGCCGAGAUCCUCGAGGAAAAAUCGCUGGAGCGUGCUAAUCAAACGGCGGCGCAGGACGAUGACAACGCGGACAGCGUUCAUUCCUGCGGCGGGUCCAUUCCCACGCAGAGCAGCUACAACAAUGCCCAUGGCAAGGACUCGCUACUCAGUGCCGUGACCAUCGACAGCGAGGAGGUGCAGCUCCUGAAUCAGCUAAAGUACAUCGAGAAAAUAGCCCUACAGGGCGUCAAAAUCAAGGACAAGAAAAAGUCUAAGACGAGGCUCAAGAGCGGGGACCAUCUCAUAUUGAACAUUCCCAAAUACCGCUUCACGGACUGGUCGCCCUACAGCUCGGCGAACAGCUCGCGCAAGACCUCUCCCGGUGUGUCCCGGGCCAGUAGCAUCGAGAGCACGGGCAAGGGAAAGCUCAAGACCUCGGAGCCCUAUAAAGGAAGGCCCGUAUCCCGCAGCCGUCCCGAGUCGCGACGCACCAGUGCGGAUGACAUUAAAGGCAGGGAUGGCCGCGGUGGAAGCAAGAAGUCCAGUCCAAAGGAGCGACCCCGCUCCAUUGACAUGCGGCGUUUAAGCAAGGACAAGAGCAAGUCGCAGGAGGAGACCGAAGCGGAUAUUGCCAAGCGCAAGGAGCGACAGCAGAAGCUCUACGAAUCGGCCAUGAAGCAGACCAUUACCAUGCUAAGUCCCGUCAAGGACGCACUGCCUGCGUUCCCUGCGCCAGAGGACAAGAUUCUGGUGAAGACCGACGGUGACAAGAUAAUUAUCGAAACGGAGUUCAAGUCCAAGGCCGAGGAUCACGUGCUGAUCGCCAAGGCUCCUCGAAAGCUUGACACAUCGCUGGUGAAGUUCAGUCGCAGCUUUGACGAGGGACGCAGUCCCGACAAGCUGGACAAGGCCAAUCGCAGCUUCGAGGAUCGCAACAAGUCCUUCGAGGACUCGGAGAAGUCAGAUGUGCCCGAGGACAUGCUCAUCAAGUCGCCCAAGAAAAUAGCUAAGGCGCAGGAGAUUAAGCAGAGGAUCGAGGGCAGUGUCGUCCACAAGAAGAUCGAUGGAAAGUCGAACAGUCUGGAGCGACCUGCCGAGCACCACUACCUCGGCACGGACAUUAAGGCGCGCAGCCUAGACGACAAGAGGCAACAGACGGCUGCUGCCGCUGAAGCUGCGACCAAAAAGAGCGAAGAGAAGCCCGCUCCUGUGGCGCGUAGCGCCAUAGGAGACCGCCGCAUGUUCGCCCAUCAGUACAAUGUCCAGGAGGAUAUUGACAUGCAGGCCGUGAUCUCGGAGCGUCGUUCGCUGGAGAUACUAAAGCGUUCGCUGCCCUCCGAGGAUGCCCGCGACAGUGAGUGCACCCACAGUCGCAAGGCCUCCACCGCCGAGAGCCUAGACUCUUUCGUAUCGGCCGAUGACAGCCAUUCUCCAGCCAGCAAGUCCCCGGUGCCUGGGACGGAAGGUUACCCUCAUCGCGUGCCCACCAUCGAGUGCGAAGAGCCCUCCAUUGAGGAGGACGACAACUCCUCGGAGCGACGGCACUUGAAGGUCGGAAGGCAGGACACGAAUCGUCUGAGUCUCGACCGAAGUCGCAGCGACGAGACGGGCUCCUGGAUGACCGUAGAAUGCGACGAGUUUAUUGGAUCGGACACCUCUGAGAAUGAACCGCGCACCUUAGAGCCCGAUCGGAACAUACUCGAGACGCAGGCCACUCUGGAGGAUGCGAACCCUUUGGAGUACUCGAAUUGUGCCACACCCACGUCGGACCUGAACAUACUGGUGACGCCACCAAAUGCAAGUCCCAUGAUUGAGAAGUCCGUACUGGAGACUUUCGAGAAGUACACCGGAAGCUCUUCGGACACCAAAAAAAAGUACAGCCUGGAGAAACAGAGUGACAGAUCGAAGAGCUCUGAUUCGUGGACUAGCGGCGAGAAGGACAGCAGCCCCCAGCGGCAGCAGGAUUGGAGUCUGUCGGUGGGCAAGGAGAAGAGCUCCGUCGAGGAGGAGUCGAGUGUAAGCUGCUCCAUAGCCCGCCCGCUGGGCAUCUCACAGGACUUUGGAAACGAGGAGGCCAAAAAGUGCCAGGAGCUCAAGCAGAGAAUGCUUCAGCUGGAUGUGGCCGCCGGUAAGGAUGGAAUGGAGGAACCCGCUGGAGAAUCCAAUGAACAGACACCCACCAACGAGCCAACCAAAGUACUGAUCCCAGGAAAGAAGCCAACAACUCCCACGCUGGAGAAGCAGAGUCCCAUCGAUCUGGGAAACAGCACAGAGUCCUACUUGGAUCCGAUUGAAGAGCGCAUAGCCAAGAUCCUGCAGCGGACCGAGGACAGUGAAUCGAGCUCGGGAGGAUCGCGAAAGCCGCCGCGGAUCGAGAAGCCCGCCCGUGCGAAUGCCGGGAAGAAGCUGUCGGUGACCCAAGCGGAACCGGGCAAAUCUGGCAGUGAUCGCAGCUCCCAGGAGUCGAAGUCGAGCUUCGACUCGAAGGGUUCCCUGAGCGUAGAGUCGCGGGGCUCGUUCGAGACGGAGAGCAGCUCCGGCUCGCUGGGAGCUGCCCAGAGACGCGGAGACCUGGCCGCAAAGGAGCAGCAGAGCACCUGGAAGCCCUUCCCUAUCGAGAGUUCAAACAGCUCCAGCACCGACGAUCCCUGGCACCACGUGGAGACGGAUGGGGGAUACGAGCGCUACGAUGCGCAGCAUCCCCUGCGCGACUCCUCGGACAGCGACGUGAAGGAGGUGUCCCCCGACGAGCAAAAGAGGGAUGAGAGCGACACCAGCUACCAGGACGAUCUGAAUGACUUUCCCACGACAUUCGGCUACCCGGCGAUGACCAGUAAUCUUGGCGGAAUCGGCGUCAAUCCAACGGACAUCAUCGGCUACAGCACAGGCUUCACUCUGGGCCGCACCCUGUCGCGCAUCUCGGAGCGAAGCACGGCCUCGGAGAAGUCCAGCAUGGAAGAUGACGUGAGCAAGGCCUCCACGCAUUCUGUGAGCAUGCGAGACGAGUCGGUGGGCUCCACCGACCACCAGCCGAGUCUCAGCUCUGACUCGAGAAGCAACACCAAUCUAGCCUAUAUCUCUGAUGCCGAUCGUCGCACCUCCGCUGAAAUGCCGGAGAUUCCCUGCGACUCGGCCACCGGGGAUCGUCUCUCCAGUUUGGGCAGCAUAAACGACCCAAAGUCCCCGACUCUCGUCACGGGACGCUUCUCGGUGACCCAUGUGGAUGAGCAGCAGGGGGAUGGGGACGACGGGGAGCGGCACACUCUGAUGUGUCUGUCGAAUGCGGGAAGCCAGGACUCGGAGGACUGGCCACUGCCAGAGAUCCCCUUCGAUCAUGUGCCAGUUAAGCCGCCAGAUAGCCUCUAUGCCAUGCCGGAUCUAGACAAGCCCGUGCCAAAGUCUUUCUGCUGGAAGGCGAGCAUGUCCUUUCAACAGAGCCAGGACUCCGUAGACUGGCCCUCGCCUCCCUCGAGCACUGUCGGUGCACCUAUCAUCGUGGAGAACAUUGAGACGUACUACGCCAGCGAAGCCCAGGGCGCCGACCAAGUGGUGUUGCUCGAAGAAGAGGGCCAUGGACCGCCCGAUGUGGCCAAGGUGCUGCCCUACGAGGACACUGCCUACCUUAUGUCCUCUGCCUUCGAGGACAAGGACUUUGGCAGCGAGCAAAUCCAGCCCGACACGGUUAGCUGUCUCAGCUCCACCCUGAGUGCUGCCUCGUGUCUGUCGUCUUCGCUGAACGUCAGCUGCAGUACGGCGUCCACACAGCCCACGGCCAGGGCGGGACCACGCAAGAACUCCAGCCCCGAGGUGAUUGUAGCCCAGCCCACACGCUCGCCAGCUCCAAGGAGCCCGCUCUCCGAGGAUGAGCUCUUUUCCAACGACGAUGUGUUUAUGCCGGGCACCAUCAAGGUGCAGCUCUCGCCCGAUCCACAUUUGAGAAAAUUGUCGCGAGGAUCAAACAAUUCGGACACCUCCAUCGACGACAUCCUGUCCGCGAGCACCACCUACUUGGACGAUCAGACCACAGUGCGGCGGAACUACGAGAAGAGAUUGAGCAGCGGCGGCAGCUGCAAGAAGUGCAGUCACUCGAGCCACUCCGAGGAGGAGACCAGUUCCAUUGGUACAGAUCUGGAUGGCACCGUGCGAAUGGGACUGCAGCACAAGAAGUGCACGCACAGCUCCCAUUCUGAGGACACUUCCAUUGGGCUGAGCAUCUCGGAGUGGUCUACGGGCACUAACACUGUGCGUCAGUAUGCCAAUCUCUCGGGAUCCGACAGCCUGUCGGCCGUGUCCACGCAGUCGUGCGCCAAGAGCGAAAAGUCAAACCAAACCAAGUCGAGCAUGAGCUCCAUCAACAAGUCCGCGGAGAGCUUGAACGAGCAGAGCGGCGGCAGCUUCUCGCACAAGUUCAGCGGCGACAACGGCUCCUCCGACGGCCUGCGCUACGACAUACUCUCAAACUCGGAGACGGACAAGAUGAGCGAACCCACAUCGGCCACGCGCAGCGACGACACCACCCUGACGCUCACGGAGAUGGCCCAAACGAUCAGCGAUUGGUCCACCUCCAGUAGCCGCACUCUCGUGGCUGCCACUCCUUUGAAGCAGCAGCAGCGUGUGGGGUCGGGCGCCAAGGGAUCGCUGGGAUCGCCCAGCGAGGAAAAGCGCUGCUCCCUGCCGCAGGUGCACCGACGCAGUGGCAGCAAUGGCAAUCAGGGCCGAUCCAGUCAGGAGCACACUGAAAUAUCGCCACUGACAGGCACCGCCAGUGGACAGCCCGAGACCAGUGCUGCGGCCCGCAAGCGACGUUCCUUGGAAAUGAUGUCGAAACUCUACCAGAGCCAGGAGAUCUGCUCCGAGUCGGAGUCGCCUUUCGUGGAGCGUUUGUAUGCGCACACGGAGAAGCUGACGGAGCGGUAUCAGAGCCAAGAAUUUGUGCCACUCCACGGAGCGGUAGUUCCGGCUGCGACUUCAGCGGGAGCACUAAACACCACUCAGAUCCAGACACAACAGUCGCAGCAGGUACGCCCCAAGCCACGGGCACCACAGCCACCCACAAAGCCGAAGCCAGCGGUGACCCGUCCCAUCAUGCAGGCACUCCUGAACAAGAUGAAGCAGCCAGGAUUGGCAGAGCAGGCAGCCGCUGCCGCCGAGGCAGAGGAAGAGGCUACUGCCAAAGCCAAUGCCAAUGCCAAGAAAGUGGUGCCGCCUCCUGUACCAACACACGUAAAGGCAGCUCCUCCACCGGUGCCCACUGUGCCACCGAUUGUUACGCCCAGCGAUCUGCCCGGAGAUGUGGGGGCACCGCCAGCCAAGCCGCUAGCCAAGCAUCACAGCUACGACGACAAAACACUGUCGAAGACCCAGAUACGAGACUUCAAGACUAGCAGCAAGCAGCUGCGGCAGUCGAGCUCCUUCCACGAGCACAUGCUGAGCAAGUCGCAGCAGUCUUCGCAGGAGCAGCCCAUGCGGAUUGACGAGGAGCGCGACGCGCACUCCACAUCCUCGGCCACCAACACCACGACGACCACCAAUACCCUGAACAGCGAGAGCACCGAACCCUAUUCUCCUCACAUGCCCCAGCGGGCGGACAAGCUGAUCCGCUGCUCACCCUACUACUCGAGCAGCCUCAGCUCGGAGUCACCCCCUAAUCAGCUGGUGCAGAAGCCCCCGAGGAAGGCGACCAGCGGUCAGCUGACCGCGGCAGCUGUGGCCACCUCCAUGAAGAGUCCUCCCAGUGGCAACGACACGGACAGCUCCCUGGAUGUGAGGGGCCAGGACCCAAAGCUACGGAGUCGCGGCUAUCGCAAAAAGCGACAGCUGCCGGCCAAGAGGAUCAGGGCCAACAUGACGGCCGCUGCACUACUGGAGCAGGCCGAGAGCUCAGAGUGCUCGGAGGGGUAUAUGCCCGAGAUGGACUCGGGAAGCUCCGAGUACUCCUCCCAGUACCAACGCGACGAUCAGUAUCUGGAGUUCGACGAGGAGCUGGAGCGCGGAGAGACGGAUGAAUACGAUGACUAUCCGCAGUACAGCGGAAAGUUCGAGAGCCUCGACAUGAGCGACAACGUAGAUGAGAUGGGCUUCCCGCGCUACGACCGCCUCGGGCACAUCACGAAGCCCAUGUACCAGGCCUUAGUGGAUCGCCCGGCGCCGGCCAAUCACCCUAUGCCCCCGGCCAGCGGGCAGCCUGUUAAGCCAGCCCGCACCAAGAAGAGGACCCUGAAGCGGGAGGAUUCCAUGGCAGCAAGCACCUCGAGUGCGGCGGCUCAGGCGCAGCCUUACCACGGACGCAGCUACUGCAAUCCCGAGGAGAGCGAGUACGAGACUCGAGGAGGAGGUCUCUCUGAUGAGCUGGCCAACUCCAGUGAAGACAGUUGCAGUGGCUUUGGUGCAGUGGCAGCAGGAUCGGGAUCAGCAGGAGGAGCAGGAUCCAUGGGAACCAUAAGACGGGGAGCACCCAGAGGAGGAACCAUGGAGCAGCAGCAGCAACAGCAACAGCAGGAGGGACAACCGCCCCGACAGCAGCUGCCAUAUCCCGAUUUUCUGUCCGACUACGAGAGCGAACCCAUUGAGUACGAGCGCUAUGCCUGUGGACUGGACAUACGCGUCGAUCCUCCGCCCAAGUUCCAUGACUCGGAUGACCUAAGUGAUCAGUAGAGAUCGGUAGAAUGGAAUUAAAAUGGAUAAAAGAGAUCUCUAGGAUACCUAGGAUGUUGCGUGUGCCCCCUCUCCUUUUUUGAGUGCAGCAUUUUGAUUUCUUCCGUUGCCUUGGAACAACAUUUUUUAGAACAACUCUACGACUUUUACACACAAUCCAAGUACUUAUAUGUAUAACCAACUUAUUUGUAAUUGAGACUGAUUUACGACAAACCAAGAAAAGAAAAAAGAAAAACCAAA